GUUCCGGGUCGCUGCUCUGCUCGCCGGCCGGCCGUGGGGGCUGGUGACGCGGGCCGGCGUUCACGAGAGGUCCCGGAGGCGGGGCUCUGCCCGCUGCCCAGAGAGCGGCAGGACAGAAUGCUUUGACCUCCAGGCUGUUUUAAAUCUGGUAGAUAAGCCAGAUACUGUCCCAUAAGCCCUUGGCCCACAUCUAAGUGGGAAUGCAGCUAUCUUGGAUGUCUGGAACUUUUUAGGCACCAGUCUCUGAAGUCCUGGUUGCUGGCCUAAGGACUAGACUGCUGGGGUGGUUCACGAGCUGGUCAUCUGUGCAGGAUAACCACACAGCAAAAAUGUUUGCAAAACUAAAGAAGAAAAUUGCAGAAGAGACUGCCGUGGCCCAGAGGCCAGGAGGUGCUACUAGGAUCCCACGGUCGGUGAGCAAGGAAUCGGUUGCCUCUAUGGGAGCUGACUCAGGAGAUGACUUUGCUUCCGAUGGAAGCAGCUCCAGAGAAGAUCUUUCAUCCCAGCUUUUGAGAAGGAAUGAACAGAUACGGAAAUUAGAAGUCAGACUUUCUGACUAUGCUGAACAGGUCCGAAACUUGCAGAAGAUAAAAGAGAAGCUUGAAAUUGCAUUAGAAAAACACCAGGAUUCUUCCAUGCGGAAAUUUCAAGAGCAGAAUGAGACAUUCCAAGCCAACAGAGCCAAAAUGGCAGAAGGACUGGCUUUGGCAUUAGCCAGAAAGGACCAGGAAUGGUCAGAAAAAAUGGAUCAGCUUGAAAAGGAGAAGAGGUUUCUGACAGCUCAGUUACAGGAUAUGAAGAACCAGAGUUUGAAUCUUUUCCAAAGGAGGGAUGAAAUGGAUGAAUUAGAGGGGUUCCAGCAACAGGAACUAAGUAAAGUAAAGCACAUGCUUUUAAAAAAAGAAGAAAGUCUGGGGAAAAUGGAGCAAGAGUUGGAGGCACGAACCAGAGAACUUAGUCACACCCGGGAGGAGUUGAUGACCUCCAGUCAGAUGUCAUCAGACUUGAGCCAGAAGCUAGAAGAAUUGCAGAGACACUGCUCAGCGCUGGAAGAGCAGAGAGAUCAUGUGACAGCUUCAAAAACAGGUGCAGAAAAUAAGGUCUCAGCCCUGGAGCAAAAGGAACAAGGGCUCCAAGCGUUCAUUCAGCAGCUUUCCAUGGAUUUGCAGAAGGCCACUGCUGAGACUCAAGAGAAGGAAAAACUCAUCACCCAUUUGCAGGAGAAGGUCUCAUCCUUGGAGAAGAAACUAGAGCAGAACUUAUCAGGAGAAGAACAUGUGCAGGAACUGCUGAAAGAGAAAACUGUUGCUGAGCAGAAUUUGGAGGCUACCAGACAGCAGCUCAUGGCAGCCAGAAGCAGCCAGGCCAAGGCCACUGACAUCCUGGAGACUCGGGUGAAAGAACUCGAGCUGAGUUUGCAAGCGUCUGAGGAGAAGCUGAAGCACAGUGGUGAUGUCAUGGCAGCUCAGGAAGCUCAGAUUCAGGAGCUCAGAGAGCUGGAGCAAGAAAAUGCAGCCCUCAAAGAAAGUAAGAAUGAAUGUGAACGUUCUUUACAACACCACCAACUUGAACUGAAGAAGCUAAAGGAAGAAUGGAGCCAAAGAGAAAUUGUGAGUGUUGCCAUGGCUCAAGCCCUGGACGAAGUACGGAAGCAGAGGGAAGAGUUCCAGCAACAGGCUGCUAACCUCACAGCUGUUCUAGAUGAGAAGGAGCAGACUCUGCAGGAGAAAACUGAAGUGAUUCUCCAGAAAGAGCAGGAGAUUUUCCAGCUGAAGAAAGGUCAUGACUCUGCCCUGUCACAGAUGCGUCAGCUGCAGAGUGAGCUGGAAGCCCUGCAGAGCCUGAGGGCAGAGGAGUCCGAGGCUGCUGCGAGGGACGAUGUGCUGAGGCUGCCCAGCCCCGAGCAGGGGUUGACGCUCUCAGUGCCCGAGCCUCACGUAACCUCGAGGGCCGCGCAGGACCCCAUGUACCAGCUUCCAGCGGCGGAGAGAAUCCCAAACGGUGCAGUGGGGGUCGUGGACCUCGGGCAGCUACAGAAGGAGAAGCAGGAGUUGGAGCAGCAACUUGUGGAGAAAAAUAAGACCAUAAAGCAGAUGCAGCAGAGGAUGCUGGAACUCAAAAAGACUCUCCAGAAGGAACUGAAAAUCAGACCCGACAAUGAGCUGUUUGAAGUCCGGGACAAGCCUGGCCCUGAGAUGCCAAACAUGGCCCCUUCUGUCACGAAUAACGCUGACCUGACUGAUGCCCGAGAGAUCAACUUUGAAUACCUGAAACACGUGGUUUUGAAAUUCAUGUCCUGCCGAGAAUCUGAGGCUUUUCACCUUAUAAAAGCUGUGUCAGUGUUGCUGAACUUCUCAGAAGAGGAAGAGAACAUGCUCAAAGAAACCCUGGAGUACAAGAUGUCAUGGUUUGGGUCCAAGCCAGCCCCCAAGGGCAGCAUCCGGCCAUCCAUCUCCAACCCUCGGAUACCGUGGUCCUAGAUGGAAGUGCCAACAGGCGGAGCUCCACGCAAUGACACUUUUUCUGUGAAAAGAACACUGACACACCAGUCUGGGUGGGUUUUUAAUCACUGUAACUGCAGUAUUUUGUACAAGCGUCAAAACAUUGUUUACAAGACUUAAGGCCCCCUUCCCGACAGACUGAUCUGAACCUCAGGAGGUGGCUGUCCCUGCGUCAUCGUGCUCACCAAACGGAAGGGUCCUGGCACUGCCCACAUUUCCACCGUGCUGCUAAAAUCCCAGCUCUGGCCGCACCCGUCCGCACCUGAAUCCUCUAAGUGUCCACACUAGUGCUUGAAGCUGAAGCCCUCAGCCUCCGGCAGGGUGGAGGCACCAGGUCCACCCCGUAGUGACCAUGCUAGACGGAAAGACAGCCCUUCGACGUGGUGCCCAGCAGGCCAGAGCCUCGUGCCCCUGCCACACAGCCAGCUCACUGGGGUGGGCAUUCAAAAUUCCCAUUCCCAGUUAGCUUGUUUGGGUUCAGAUGAGAUAGAAGAGGCUUUUUACCCCUUCCUCUCAAGAAAACAUUCUUUCACCUUGUUUCUCAAACCACCCAGAGUUUUAGAUGUGCACAUCUUUAAGGUACUCUGGGGCCAGUGUGGAUUCAUGAAUAUGCAACUUUCAGACAGUAUCUCACUUUACUGAAGAAAACUAGCAGAUAUAUGAAAAAAGAUCCUUAGUACCAAAUACACUCAAUUGCCUUUUUAAUGAAUGUACUUGUCUUGGAUAGGUUGCUGGUAAACCAUUUUAAACUAUUUUUUAUAGCUAAAGUUCUUCGCUACUAUAAACAUGUCUCUGUAUUAUAAAAUCCAUUUAACUUGGUGUUCUUAAAGGCAAAUCAGAGCAUCAAGAGAUUAUUUCUAAGAUUGGGAUGCCUUUCCCUUUUUUAAUUUCACUAGCAUUCUAUGGUCUCUGCUUCCUUCUGAAGCAGUGGUGGUAUUUCAUUUGCUUUGCUCUUAAUUCUGUGUUGUGAGACUGAGCAAAUGCUAAUCACACGUUUGCUCCGGUUAAGGACAGUCUGCUCCAUUAAGGGCGAGCAGCAGUGGUCCCUUCCCCAUCCCUGACCAAAACGUCGGAAGCCGUCUGCCAUGUACGUGGAGCCACCACCUCUCCCCCCCAACCCCACCCCCACCCCCAUGUUUCUCAAAAAUGCAUGGGAGUAAAAUAUGUAAAACAUAUCUUACGGGAAAACACGGAUUUGCAGAGUUAACGUACUACAUUUCCACAGACCUGGGAGUACCAAGCAAGGGCCGUGUCACCAUCACCCCCGCUAGGCUCUCUGCCACCCGAGCGACCCAUUCCCCAGUUGCCUACCUCCUCCCGUGGCUCCUCCCUGCAGAUGGCUUUCCUUUGUUUAGAAUUUUAUUUUCCCUUUAUCUGGUGGGGACACAAGACAGCAAUUCCUUCUGUCCUGUAGUUGCGGUAAGAGGGAGCUUCUCCAGCUGUUCCAGGAGAGUCCCCACAUCGGGUGGCUCAGGGCUUGCCAACCAGUCCGGCUCCACUGAGGCCUCUCCAGCGCUUGAGCUGCUCUCACCCUGCCCUGCCCACAGCCCCCAGCAGCUUUCACUCAGCCCGGACCUGCUGAGGGUUCAUUCUGAGUAGGCUUUCCUCCUGCAUGUCGAAUUUCCUUCAGCUUUAAGAGGAAGAGUGGAGUAAAUAUUCUAAGUGAGUUAAUGCACUUUUACUUGUAUAAAAUGUUCUGUGAUAGAGACAGUAUGUAUAGCCCUUUAUAUGAGCAUUGGAUUUGGAUCUCUCUCCAUGUUGUAAAUAGGAAUUGUAUUAUCUAAGACUGCUGUAGAAAAUUCAUUUGUGGUGUCACUUUUUGAUUAAAGCUCUUUAAUCCAGAUGCAA
Callorhinus ursinus (northern fur seal) is the source of this 4349-nucleotide messenger RNA. It is a transcript of the gene GOLGA1, whose product is annotated as golgin A1. Gene Ontology annotation, cellular component: Golgi apparatus. NCBI's taxonomy places the organism in Eukaryota, Metazoa, Chordata, Mammalia, Carnivora, Otariidae. The record is from RefSeq and is a predicted model, not a curated record.